Messenger RNA from Gaeumannomyces tritici R3-111a-1, 389 nucleotides. RefSeq lists its product as hypothetical. Bases 68 to 310 code for a protein of 80 amino acids. NCBI's taxonomy places the organism in Eukaryota, Fungi, Ascomycota, Sordariomycetes, Magnaporthales, Magnaporthaceae. The record is from RefSeq and is a predicted model, not a curated record. The transcript has a single exon.
UCGCGGGGGCCGGCUGAAACGACAACCUGAAGCGCGCCGUGAUCCACUCAGUGCUCACAAACCCACGAUGGCCGCCCGCCCAGUCUUGUUCUGCUCGGCUCAGGAUCCGGCGGGCAGCAAGGAAACGGCACUAAACAUGACGAGGGCACGCGAAAAACGAAACAUGGCCGCAUGGAGCUGCAAGACAUGGCUGUGCGCUGGCGACAAGCGCGCGAUCAGAGAGGGAAGGGACCGCGAGAUGGGAACGAGAGCGAGGGCUCCGACUUGGUUUUGCUACCGUUUCAACCGCGAUCUUCACGAUGACCAGUAAUCGCCGUGUCUCCCACUCGGAUCAUGGGGGUUCCCUCGAGCAAGGCCGACUGCAGCUGAGGAUGUUUGAUAUAUAGCAC